CUAUGCUGAAGGACGCCAAGAAAGCAGGAGUGACGCACUUGCUUCUGGACGUUGAGCGCAAGAAUAUUUUCACGGUGCUUAAACAAGCACAGCAGAUCGGCAUGAUGACCUCUUACCAUAACUACUUUAUUACCUCUCUGGACCUACACACAGUGGACUUGGAAGACUUCCGUCAUGGCGGCACCAACGUCACUGCGCUGAGGAUCGUAGACCCGGAGAACCCUCUGGUCCAGCGAGUCAUUCAAGACUGGGUGUUUGGAGAGCUCCGCUAUGGCCGGACCAUCGCGUCUCCCAUCAGCACACUGCAGGUGAGUUCAGCGGUACCUUCUGGGGGUGAUAAUGUAGUCAGGAAUGUUGCAUGACGAGGAUCCUUGUAGAUGAAUGGUUCAGAGAACCGACAUUUUGAUAAAUUAGACACAUGUAC
Molecule: messenger RNA, 424 nt
Organism: Cherax quadricarinatus
Lineage: Eukaryota; Metazoa; Arthropoda; Malacostraca; Decapoda; Parastacidae
Source: RefSeq, a predicted model, not a curated record